AUGCCCGAUUCUGGUGAUGUGAGCUCGGACGAGCAUCAGCUCCAGCGUUCCUCCUCCUUGGUCUCGUUGCCGGAAGGGCAGAAACGAAAACGCUCAAAAGCCGAGUCUAGGAAGGCUUAUCGGGGCCGGAUGUCCCUAGGCGCAAGUGCUAAUCGGAAUUUGUCGAUUGCCUUGAAAGCUGAGCAGCGCCGUAAAUCUCGACAAAACUACGAUGAUGAGGAUGACCGUGAUUACAGCUACUUGCCCCCAACAUCUAGCAGCCACACCAUCAAUCGACAAAGCUCCGAGCAGGAAGGGCGGCUGAGCUCCCGAAACAGCGGACGCCUAUUCAAUUGUAUCCCACUUGAAGAUAACCAAGAAAACAUUUCCCCGACGACGUCAGCGAGACGGCUGAGCAACGUCAGCCUCGAAUGGGAAGAAGUUGGCAGUCCGCACAGCAUUGGAGAAAUUGAACGACGCCGCCUGCACAACGUGUUUUCCUUUGUCAAGGACGGGAAGGAGGAGCGGCACAAGCUUGGAGACUAUUUGUGGCUUGCGUUGAAGGCUUAUUUUGCCGGAAAAGAUGUUCGCGGCCGCUUUGACGCCGCCGUGAUCUACGAUCCGCAAAUUUGUAUGCUGCGCACCCAACGAAUCGAAGUCAUCCAAGAAAUUCUCAACUUCCGCCUCGAACACGAAUUCAGCGAAGAAACUGUGCUAACUCAAGAGUACCUGCAAGUCUACAUCAAGAAGCAAAUGGAGAUUGGCGAGUUGAUGGAGAAAUUCGCGCGGUUCGAGUCGUUGUUCCCGCAUCGGGCAGCAAUGAAGAAGCAGUGCGAACAGAGGGGAAUACUGGCCGAUCUUGUCGAAGUUGAGGGACGAUUGGAUGUGUUGAAUGCGUGGAUGAACACCACCGAGCAGUUGUGCGAUAAAGUGGAGCAGCUGGGUCAGAUGCUUUGUGUCAGUCAGAAUGCCCAAGGCAAAGAAGGCUGGCCGAGACCGCGCCACGGCACCGCUCCCUCAAACAUCGACAGCAUUUCCGCGAUCGUCAGCUCGUUUGUUGCUGAAAUGUUGAAAGUCAAGGGCAUGAAGCGUGUUCUUACGAAGGUGUCGACAAUGUGCGAAGAACUGCUCCUUCGCGCCACAGUUCUCCUGCAACAACCCGCCUCAUCCUACGCGCAAGCCGCUGCCGUGCGAAUUCAGAUGGUGCUCGAAUGGCUGCGUGCCAGAUCGGUCGUCUCGAUGCCAGAUGGAUCUGAGAUAGAUCCGCCCUCCUUAAAAACGUUUGUCGAAGAGGCGCGUGGUUGCAUCGAAGAGGCUGUCCGUCUGAAGAGGCACUAUCUCGACACAAUUGCAUAUACCUGUAAAAACGUUACCGAGGUGCUUGACCCGGAAUACGAUAAGCUAUUGGUCUCCGUGUUUCAGAAUUACCGGUGCUAUGUAUCGAAGCUAGCGGCUGCUUUUGCGCAGCCAAGUCAUUGCCUGUUUACACUGCUUGAACGACAGUGGUCAUCCGCCUGGUCAUGCGCUCCAUUCAUCGAUGGUGGAAUCAAAAAUAUCACCGAUUCGUUUUGCGAAAUAAUGUGCACGACGAUGAAGCGUGUUGUGGUGAAGUUUUGGGAGGCUGGCGUCUACCGCAUCACCCAGGGCAUCGACGACGGAUCGGUCGAGAGCAUUUCGGAUGGGGAAAGCGCCGGAAAUGAAAAGGAAAUACGCCGGCGGCGUCAACUCAACACGCUUGUGCGAGAAGCACAAGAACGAGCUGCUCGAACGUUUCAAGUCAUCAAAACGAUGACAAACAACCUGAUGACAGCCUCGUGUUUUGUCGUCACUCAAGAUAAUCGGGCGGUCGCCAAAUCGUUGCAGGACCAUGUUUUGCUAAAUAUUCUUGCGCCGGACCACUCUGAAAAUGCUUGGCCAAUCAGCCUGUUGUGCAAGCCGACGGACCAUGGAACCCUUCUCCACCUUUUGACCACGGUCUACCACGGAGGCGUCCCGGACUCGAACCAUUUGAUCGUUCUCCCAAUCCCCUACGAAAAUUUCACCGCCGAAUGGCAGGCUGAACGCGCGACUCUGACUGUCUGCCAAAAGAUUGCAGACAAUUUGAAGUUAUUCAGGACAGACCGUGUGGUUGUGAUCGGAACGAUGCUGGAUGCUCUACACAGAAGAAGCCCCACAAUCUACCGGCAUUGCAGCCAGAACUCGGCCCCCCACUCCCACAUUCACCAGCAGAUGAUCGAUUUUGCGAAUCAACUCGACUCGUUCUCACAAGACAUCGUCAGUAAGCUUUAUGAAGUGACCACGCACAAGGCGUUCUACGAUGCUGACAAUAAGCGCGCAGCCCAUUCCACGCUGCUCACCAUGUUCAACUUCGCUUUCCACUACUAUCGAGAAGUUGGGCGGAUCGUCUGGGAAGUGCACGAAUUGCGCAGCAGUUUUGCGAAACGAUGUGUGGUCCUCUUGGAAAAUUGGAAAAACCUGGUGCCAAGCCUGGAGACGCACUACUCGUCGAAUGUGCCGCUGUGGGCGAAAGUGGCCUUCAACUUCAUGCAACACAUCAGCGAACCCCAAUGGACACAGCAUAUGAACGAUGAUAUCUUUGUCCGACUGCGCUCGAUCCUCGAAUUCUGCAUGAACUCAUCGCAGCAGGUCGAGUGCCAAACGCCGGCCGCCCGUCGCGACACCAUCACCGAUAGUGGAUAUGUUUCGCCACGCGCCACACAACAAGCGCCAAAGGACAGGGCCGAAAUGCUGCGAGAUGCGGCUGACAAGACCGACCUAGACAUCGAGCAACGACGAAUCGAAAAGAAUAUCCUGCAGCUGGGCCGGGUGCUGAACUACCAUCAAGGAAAGAAUGCGGUGUCCAAUGUUUAUGAGAUCCAGAAGGCACCUUUUCAAUUCCAGCUGCUGGAAAAGAUUGGUGAAGGCAAUUUCGGGGAUGUGUACAAGGCGUUGAAUAUGGACAAGUGCUGCGUGAUAGCUGUGAAGAAGAUACGGGCUCGUGGGGCGGAGAGGCUAAAGAUCCUAAAAGGCGAAGUCGACAUCCUGCGCAACCUCUCCCAUCAAAACCUCGUCCGCUACUACGGCAUGGAGGUGCAGGGCGAUGAAGUAUUGCUACUGAUGGAAUACUGCGCCGAGGGAACCCUAGAGAAAAUCUGUCGCGAAGGAAUGGACAUGACCCUAGUUAGAAGAUACACAAACCAUCUACUUCAAGCCGUUCAAUACAUCCACGAAAAGCUCGUCAUCCAUCGCGACAUCAAGCCGGCAAACAUUUUCCUGGAUUUGUCGUGCGUUCUCAAGCUUGGCGACUUCGGGAGCUCUAUCCGCUUGAGUGCGAACGCCACAUUCGCCGGUGAAUUCAAGGAGAUGACCGGAACGCCUAGCUACAUGGCCCCGGAGACGUUCACCGGCGGUCAGGUGAUGAACCACGACGAGGACACGGGCACGAACACCUAUCGUGGAUACGGCCGAGCUGUGGACAUCUGGAGUGUGGGCUGUGUUGUGCUAGAAAUGGUAACCGGCGCUCGUCCCUGGGAUAAAUGUGAUAUGUACCAAAUUGCUCUCAACCUUGGAAACAAGAAGCGCCCGGCCUAUCCGGCAAAUUGCCUGCCGCUACUACGGCAUUUCCUCGAUUUGUGCCUCGAAUUCGAUGACAGGGCCCGCCCGUCGGCCACCAGAAUGCUUCAGGACCCGUUUGUGAAUAUUCAUACGGACCCCCAAGGCACAAUCGAGCGACACCUCUUCUCC
Molecule: messenger RNA, 3723 nt
Organism: Mesorhabditis spiculigera
Lineage: Eukaryota; Metazoa; Nematoda; Chromadorea; Rhabditida; Rhabditidae
Source: the annotation of a GenBank genome assembly